Molecule: messenger RNA, 2668 nt
Organism: Cadophora gregata
Lineage: Eukaryota; Fungi; Ascomycota; Leotiomycetes; Helotiales; Ploettnerulaceae
Exons: 7
Coding region: 687-2405 (572 amino acids)
Biological process (GO): regulatory ncRNA-mediated gene silencing
Cellular component (GO): ARC complex
Source: RefSeq, a predicted model, not a curated record
UCAAUCUCAAUCUCAAUCUCAAUCAUGGCUACCUACCUAUACACCUUCACCACGGCUGGCUUGAAGAAGAGAAAGCGAAACAAUCGCAGCCAAGCUUGGCCAUUGAUGCCCUUCCCCCUCCUACCUACCUAGGUAUCUAAGUUAAGCAAGGGCGGGGCGGUCAGAGGUAUUGUAUAAUAUUGUAACUUAAGGAGCCGACUUUCCGCCAGCCCAGGAGGCGGAGGCCUGCUCUUCUCCGCAAAAACUCCACGUUCCGUUCCCGAGGAACAACAAGACAAGGAAAACCAAAGACUUUGUUUGCUUGCUUUUAAAGUGAUCAUAUCGCAAACAAAGUAACACCAAAUACCAACAACAAGGACUCCCCGCCCCGCCCCGCCCCGCCUGAGGAUACGUAAGUUGGCACUUUGAAAAGAGCUUCACCUUUCUUUCCUCCGUCUUUCCAGAACGAGGGGCAUUCACCUCUGUUUACAUGCCUGCUCCAUUCCUCUCUCAGCUCACCAACAGUAUCAAAUUCAAUCUACAAGGAAAGCUGCCGCUUCCCACCCUUCUCUUCCUCCUGCGCAUAUCACCACUUUCUCUUCUGAUCAGAUCUCUGAACCACUGCAUCAUCUCCACCACUUUCAGCACCUUCAACUCUGCAACACACUCAGGUCUGAUCGAACAGAGCUACCCACCAAGAGUGCAGCAUGUCGAGCCCACCUAACCAUGGUCAUCUUUCCCGAGCGAUCAGUGAGAUCGAUCUCAAUGCAGCAUUGAAGGCAGUCCAAGCUCAAGGUGAGAUUGGCCCCCGAUAUUCUCAGGAUACCUUGCUCGCACUUCGGCCGAAGACCACAGAUGAGAAGCAUACCGAACAUGUUGGAGUCGCAGAGAUAUCACCUGAUACAGAAGGUCUGAUGACUCCUCCCUAUCAUGCGUACCCAAAGCCACCUCCUCCUACACCCGCUACGCCUAUCAAUGGACCGCCUGCAAAUGGUGUAGAAGCUACGGAUUCCAGUGUUCCCAGCACAAUUGGUUCAAUCCCAGUCGUCGUUGCAGAUCAAGCAAAGAAGAAGAAGAAGAAAAGCAGUGGCAAGAACAGAAGAGCCAACCCAACUGGAUUCGAAGAAUUCUACGCGGAUCCUCCUACCACUCCUGACGAGCACGAAGAAGAGUGCGAUCUGUACGAUGAGUGCCGCCCUUUCGCUGAUCGCAUGGAGACAUGUAUCCAGCGUUAUCGGGCCCGUCGCAAGCUAGAUGAAGUCCGCUCCAAUAUCCUGACUAAGUACUUCAUGUUGGGAGGUAUUGACUCGUCGACCAAAGCAUUCACAGGACCCCUCGACAAAGAGACUGUUGAGAACUCGACAGCUGCAGAGAUUGCUGCCAUUCAAGCCAGUGAUCAUCUACGCGUUGACUCCCAGAAUGCCAAGUUCUACGAUGGUUCCGAUAACUGGGUUGUUGAUUUCGAGGGUGUUGUUAAGGGUUUCUUCUCUCAUAGAGUCCCCCGCAUGUUCCCUCUUGACACAGAAAACGAUAUCAAGACCAUCGCUAAUGUCAUCCGAAAUUUCCUGAACUACAUCCUUCAACACGCAGUCUGCCCAGAAUAUACAAAGGAAGUCAUGGCUGCCCGUCUUAUCUGUGAUCUUGCUGAGAAGGAGCUUUGGUACAUCAAGCAGCUUGCAUUGGAUCUCCCCGGUGACUUCAACGCGUCUGCCUCCACUCUCUACGGUGGUAGAUUCCAAGCUAUCAGCCUCGAUAAUGCCACUUGGCUAGGUGAUGGAGAAACCUUCGGCGUCAAUCCCGGACUCAGCACUCUUCAAGCUGAGCGGAUCUUCAAGACAGGCAUCGCAUUUGCUGGCACUGAUGAGUUGUUCGUCGAAACCAUGAAAGCCGAUGUCCACAUUGUAAAAACCGAGGCGAAGUGUUUUGAGGUCUGUGGUGUCGAACGAGCCAGUCUUCAGAGCAUCGAAGAAUACGCAACCAUUAAGGACCACGAAGGUAAACCUGGGUUCAUGAAGGCGCUCGGUGUGAUUAUGUUCAAGCCAUGGGAGGGACCUGGUUACGAUGAGGAAGAUCUGUCUGAAGCCGAGGCUGAAGCUGCCAAGGUGGCAUUUGAGAAAUCUCGCGAGACCAUUGAGUCAUUCUGGCUGGAGGAUGAACUCUUGCAAUACUGCUUCGUUGGUAUGAAAAUGGAGGUUGUGGUUCGUGAGCUCAACAUCGGUGUCAAGUUCUUUGACGAGAUUAAGGGUCUAUACUGUUCUUUCCAUACCGUGCUCUCAAAUGAGAAGAUGGUUGGCUGGAAGGAGCCAGUUCCUAAUACCCGUCCACCACCAACAGUCGAAGACCCAGAUGUUGAAGAGCGGGCUUUCGAGGCCAUCAUGGAGGAUGAUCUGAAGCAAGACCAAAAGGAGUUCGAGGGCAAGAAGUAAUGGUUGGAUCGAUGCAAAUACUGAGAUGGGAUCUAGGGUUUGGCGCUUCUGAUUUCUCCACCUAGGGUUCUUCAUUACUCUUUUGUCCGGCACAUUUACUCCGCUUUCUGCAUUCUCCUUUCUCCUUGCUCAUAUACCCCCCAAAUUCUGCACUGCGGUUCAUCUGGUUUAGCGUAGCAUAGCAUGUGGUUGGUCGGACAUGGCGUCGGACGGAAAAGCCAUGCAGUGGCCAAGCAAACAAAGCAAUUGAUUCUUUAACUACA